UUUUCCAUACUAUCUCCCUAAUAAAAAAUUAUUAUUCCAAUUCACAUUAUAUAGAAAAAUGAAACAGGAAGGAAAAAGGAAAAGCAUUAUUUCCACAACUGAGAAUUCUGCUAACACAUCACCACAACUCUCUCCAAAACGGAGAACAUCAACAAAAAUGGCUUUUAAUCGGCUGAUAUUUUUACAAACAAUUUUAUUGUUCACCAUAUCAACCGGUCUCCUACCUUCUUUUGUAGAUGCCGAUAUAGCCGUUAAAAUUGAAAGACAUUUUCCUUGUUCUCCCUCUUCGGGCCCAAACAAGAACAAUAUGCUCAUAAAGUUUCCAAGUUACAAGUCUACUGGAGUUAAUUUUAAGGAGGAAACAGACAGCGCAGGUCAUAAAUGCUUCCAAAUGAGUGGAGGGAAAGUGGAGGUAAACCAACCAGGCCUGGACGGCUCCAAAAAAUAUUAUGUCCAUGUUGAGACAAGAAUCGGCAUUCACGGCAAGCCUGAACGCUGUGUUAAUCCGGAUAAAGACAAUUGUGGGGGAAUAGGUUCUUGUGUCCAUUGUGAUAUUUGUAAAACUAUGGGAGGAUCACUCAAAAGCUUUAUUCAAAUUUUCAAAGGAAACAAACCUGCUGAAUGCAGAUUGCCAGCCGGAACGUAUGAUGACCUUUCCUUGCGUAAUUCGAGUAGAGCAGAGCAAUUGUGGGAUAUUUUCAUCAGUAGCAGAGCACGUUCUGGAGGGGAAAUUCCACUGGUUAUAGCUGCACGUAUUUUUGAUCGUCCCAUAAAUAAAUUGUCCAUAAAGGAAUUAAAUGAUGCUUUACAUGGUAGCAAAAAAGGCAUGAUUGGAUGUCACUGGAUUUAUGCAACAGUUAAAAGUGUUUGAUAAGCAGAUUGGAAGCAAAAUUUUUAUUUUAUCUUGUUUAACUCAAAAAACAUUCUCUACAAUUUUUCUAAAAUUUUUUCUAGAUUUAAUUAAAUAUACGAGAAUAAAUUUGAAU
This is a messenger RNA of Meloidogyne enterolobii, 986 nucleotides long. The record is from the annotation of a GenBank genome assembly. Lineage: Eukaryota; Metazoa; Nematoda; Chromadorea; Rhabditida; Meloidogynidae.